AUGCCUCAAAAGCGCAAGCGAGGAGACCAAGACCCCGCUGAAUCCCAAUCCCAAUCGCAAUCCGCCUCUGUUUCUGCUUCUGCCUCCGCACCCAAACCGACCUCUUCCGAUCCUCAAGCUAAACCCACCGUCGCGCGUAGGGCGACGCGUCAAACCCCGGUUCUACCGCCAGCAUCACCAGCAUCACCAGCACAACCUCAACCUCAACAACGUACCGAAACUGCUGUUCCGCCGCCUGUAAUACCGCCGUUAUUAUCAAGUUCUCCAAAAACAGCCUCUCCUGAACAGAAGCGCAAUCGUACUUCAGCAGCUCGUCCUCAGCCGUCUCAGGCGCAAUCCAGUACUACCGCCCCAAACAAGGCGCAAACACAGUCACAAACAUCUCCUCCUGUACUGCGAUGGGCUCCGCUUGAACAACCAGGCCCAGCAAUAAGGGCACCUUCACCUCCCCAUUCAUCGACAAUGACGGCCGUUCCACCACCACGACCUACUGCUGCAGGCGGGCGUCCGCUUUCAGAUCUGGUAGCGCCUGAAAUCACAUAUCACGUCCCUCAUUCGCAUAGCAACUCGUUGCAACGACCUUCAGCUCUUGUCCGACCUCAUGGCCCUACAGCGCAACCACCGCGUAUACUCGAACGACCGCCGCCGCCUACAGUUACACCAGUCCACCCUCCAAAGCCCCCUGUGGCCCCGUCAGUACGCCCGCCUCUCCGAACCGACCGCAAUAUCGACAAAGUGGUUUUGGGUAAUAUGUGCUUCAGCACGUGGUACCCUAGCUGUUACGGUAAGGAAGUGCUGGGUGAGUCAUCGCACCAUCUAGCCAAGACUGGCAGCAAAGAGGCGGGUGCCAAGGGCCAGGCCACAGGGGGUACAUCACCGCCUGCAGUCGAUCGUCUUUAUAUCUGCCCCAGCUGCUUCAAAUACUCCAAAGAACUGAUGCCCUGGUGUCAACAUAUGCAUGUAUGCGAGCGGAAAACCCAGAUACCAGGACGCAAGAUCUACAUUCACCCCCAAGGGCGCAGGAAGAUUCUUGUACCGUACGAAAACAAAGCUUCUGGACCCAAGAGACGCAAAGGAGAGGGCAAUGUUCGAUAUGUAGAAGAGUUGGUACAGGACGAAGGAGAAUGGAGCAUCUGGGAGGUCGAUGGAGAGAGAGACGGGCUGUUUUGCCAGAACCUAUCACUCUUUGCAAAACUGUUCCUCGAUAACAAAUCUGUCUUCUUCGACGUCACAGGCUUCAACUACUUCUUGCUUGUCUAUACCCCUCCGGCCCGGCCGACAGACUCCGAACCCCCAUUGCCUCGGAUCACUGGGUUCUUCUCCAAAGAGAAGAUGUCGUGGGAUAGUAACAACCUUGCGUGUAUUCUAAUAUUCCCUCCGUGGCAACGCAAAGGUCUCGGUGCUUUGCUGAUGGGAGCUUCGUACGAGAUCUCACGAAGAGAGGGGAUCUUGGGCGGACCGGAAAAGCCAAUUUCGGAUCUUGGCAGGAAGGGAUACAAACGCUACUGGGCUGGCGAAAUCGCAAGAUGGCUGUUAAGUAUUGACAUGGAAGCCAAGAAUUCUGACGACGAAGUCCUCGUGGAUCUCAACGAUUGCAGCAAAGCGACGUGGAUUCUUCCCGAAGACUGUCUACCAGUACUGCGAGAUAUGGGUGUCGUCGAAGAGGCGGGCUUAGGCCCCAGUAAGCCUGAGGAGAAGCCCGUCCACGAUGAUGCGGAAGAAGGCAAGCAUGAGGAGACGAAAACUUCACCCGCUGCUGAUGGAGUUAAUAAAGGUGUGGUCACAGUAGUAAAAACAGUACCGCGAGUGCGGAUAGACAAGCAAGCGGUCCGUCGGUAUGUAGCAGAGAAUCGGAUCAGUUUAGAGCAUAUGUGCGAUCCUGCUGGGUUCGAGGAAGGCUACGCGAUCAAGACACCUGCAGCGUUGGAAGAUGAAGAGGAGGAGGAAGAGUAA
Molecule: messenger RNA, 1953 nt
Organism: Fusarium coffeatum
Lineage: Eukaryota; Fungi; Ascomycota; Sordariomycetes; Hypocreales; Nectriaceae
Exons: 2
Coding region: 1-1953 (650 amino acids)
Biological process (GO): regulation of DNA-templated transcription
Molecular function (GO): histone acetyltransferase activity
Source: RefSeq, a predicted model, not a curated record